AUGGUCAAAGCUCUUUAUGGCCUCAAACAGGCUCCCCGGGCCUGGUUUAAUAAGCUUAAACAUGCCUUUCUGAAAUGGGUUUUUGUGUCUUCUGUGGCAGAUUCGAGUCUCUUCAUAUAUAGGAAAAAUGGUCAAGUCAUGUAUGUUAUUGUCUACGUAGAUGAUAUACUUUUGACAAGUCCCGAUGCUAAUUUUGUUCAUGAGAUUGUUCACAAGCUGAAUGUUGAUUUUGCUUUGAAAACCUUGGGAUCUCUCAAAUACUUCCUUGGUUUUGAGGUUCAUCGAAAUGCAUCAGGUUUGCAUAUGAGUCAGGCUAAGUAUGCUCAUGAUCUUCUUGUCAAGACUGGUAUGAUGGAUUCAAAUCCAUGUUCAACACCAAUGGCCAUAGGUAGCAAACUCACCUUUGAGGAUAGUGCCUUGUUUGAAAAACCAGCCCUUUAUCGGAGUACCAUUGGCGCUCUCCAAUACCUCACAUUAUCAAGACCUGAAAUAGCCUACUCAAUCAACAAACUCAGCCAAUUUCUUAAAGCCCCAACUCAGCUACAUUGGCAAGCUUGCAAGAGACUACUACGAUACCUUAAAGGCACUAUCAACUUUGGCAUUCAGUUCAGCAAAAUCUCCAGAUUUCAUUUAGAAUGUUUCACUGAUGCUGAUUGGGCAGGAGACAUUCAAGAUCGCAGAUCCACAAGUGGGUGUUGUGUGUUCCUUGGCUCCAAUUUGUUGCAAUGGAGCUCACGCAAACAAAGGGUUGUUUCACUGUCCUCUACCGAGGCAGAAUACAGGGCACUUGCCCAAGGUGCAACUGAGCUAGCGUGGUUUCGAAGCUUGUUCUCUGAAAUGGGCUCUCUUGCAUCCAACCCUAUUUUCCAUGCCCGUACUAAGCACAUUGAACUAGAUGCACAUUAUAUUAGAGAGCAAGUUGCCUCCAACUUUGUAAAAGUUCAAUAUGUUCCCAUUGAGCAUCAAACAGCUGACAUCUUCACCAAAUCCCUCUCCACUUCCAGAUUUGAGCUGCUCAGAAAUAAACUCCAUGUUACUGCACCCACUGCUCUUACUGAUUCUGCUUCUGGUUCCUCUCAGAAUGCUUCAGUUGUUAGUGCAUUCACUGCUCUUACUGAUUCUGCUUCUGGCUCCUCUCAGCAUGCUUCAAUCUAA
This is a messenger RNA of Pistacia vera, 1155 nucleotides long. RefSeq lists its product as uncharacterized. The coding region runs from base 1 to 1155 and encodes 384 amino acids. The transcript is spliced from 2 exons. The record is from RefSeq and is a predicted model, not a curated record. NCBI's taxonomy places the organism in Eukaryota, Viridiplantae, Streptophyta, Magnoliopsida, Sapindales, Anacardiaceae.